UGGUGAAAACCAGAGGGAACAUACAACCUCUAGCUGAGGUCCUGUAGACGGACCUGGGGAGCCGCUGAUGACCGGUAGCAGUGGUAGUAUGGUCGCUUUCACCUCGGUUUAGGGCUUCCCAGCAGCGCCCGCCCCCGGGGGCUGGCCCCAGACUCCGGGCUCCAGCAAAGGGGCGGGAAGAAGGCAGUUAGCAGAGAGGGGCAAGAGUCUGGAAGAAAUCGCACGCCUCCAGCCUCACGGGCCGGCGCUUAGACGAGGCGGCCACAACGAUCGGAAGAGAAAAGAGGGAAGGGGAGGAGGAGGAAGCUGCAGUUGACUAGGGAGGCGGAUCCUCUUGGCUGCGGCUUCUGGUGUGCGUGUACAACGCUCCGCGAUCCCCGUCGGUAAGGUGCCAGCCAGGUGACUCUCUCUAAGGGAGAGGAAACCCCCGUGGUCCCCAUAGAGCGCGCCGCGGAGAGGAGAGCGCACGCCGCAAGAGCAGCUGGCGUUGCGUUAUGGUGUCAGUGGCGCACGGAGUCUCCGGAGCUUAGAGCCUCUCGGCAGCUCCGCGGCACAGGUCUGCUAAGAGCCCGGCCAGCCCUAGACUGAGAGGAAGCGCUUUUUUCCUUCUCACCCAAUAGCUCAUCCCUAACCCUUCUAUCCCGAGCCUUGCAUCCAGGGAGAAACACGGCCACGGAGGCGCCCAGGAGGGGAGACGCGCCGCCGGCUAGCGGCGUCCCUCCGGGAGAAAGAGCGCCAGAGAAGAGGCGGCGCCGCGGUGGAGGCGGCGGCGGUGGUGGCGACGGCGAGGGCGCAGCGCGAGAUGGCAGCUGCCUAGCCCGGCGGGCACGGAGCAGCCCCGAGCUGUGGUUGGCCAGACGGGGCGGCUGGGUGGUGGACCCCACCGCGGCCGCCGGAGAGCCCCUGGAAGAGAUGAGUGCGGAGGAUAGCGAGGGCAUCACUUUCCCGGUGCCCCCGUUCAGCCCCCCGGGCUUCUGCACCUUCCAGGAGGGCGGCAGCAGCCGAAGGGGUGGAGCGGCGGCGCCUGCAGCUGCUGCUCCUGGCGAGGGGAGUCAGCUCCCACCACCGCCCCCGCCUCCCGGCAGCUUCUGGAAUGUGGAGAGCAGUGGCACCUCUGCCGCCUGCACAGGGGGCAUCUCGGCUGCAGCGGUUGCGAGCGGGGCCCCGAGCGCCCCCCGAAGUCGGGGCAACUCGACUGGCGCCGGCGGCAGCAGUCGGAGAACCGCCGUGGCUUAUGUGAUUAACGAAGCGAGCCAGGGGCAGCUGGUGGUGGCUGAGAGCGAGGCCCUGCAGUGCCUGCGGGAGGCGUGCGAGGCGGUGGGCGCUGCGCUGGAGACCCUGCAUUUUGGCAAACUGGACUUCGGGGAAACCGCGGUGUUGGAUCGCUUCUACAAUGCAGAUAUCGCUGUGGUCGAGAUGAGUGAUGCUUUCCGCCAGCCUUCCUUGUUUUACCAUCUUGGGGUGAGAGAGAGUUUCAGCAUGGCCAACAAUAUCAUCCUCUACUGUGAUACCAAUUCAGAUUCUCUUCAGUCAUUGAAGGAAAUCAUUUGUCAGAAGAAUACUCCUAAGCCCUAUAACCAUCAACCUGGGCAGCAGCCACUGUGGAACUGCCACCUGGCAAAGCUUCUGCUGGUGCUGCAGCCAGAAAAGGAAGUUCUCACCACCAAAGGCCUUGGCACUAGGAAGUGGUUCAGCAUCAGAAACAAUAUGCUUUUUUCAGUAGGAGUUAAAGAAGACACAUGA
Molecule: messenger RNA, 1743 nt
Organism: Trichosurus vulpecula (common brushtail)
Lineage: Eukaryota; Metazoa; Chordata; Mammalia; Diprotodontia; Phalangeridae
Product: mitogen-activated protein kinase kinase kinase 5-like
Exons: 4
Coding region: 913-1743 (276 amino acids)
Biological process (GO): cellular response to stress; intrinsic apoptotic signaling pathway in response to oxidative stress
Molecular function (GO): MAP kinase kinase kinase activity
Source: RefSeq, a predicted model, not a curated record